AGGCGCUCCGCUCCGCGCCGCCUCCGCCGGGACAAUAGCGCGGGGCCAUGUCGUCCGCCGGCGGCCGCCAGCCCAGCCAGAGCCGGGCCAUCCCCACCCGCACCGUGGCUCUCAGCGACGCGGCGCAGCUCCCCGCGGAUUACUGCACCACCCCCGGCGGCACCCUCUUCUCCACCACCCCGGGAGGCACCCGAAUCAUCUACGACCGCAAGUUCCUGCUGGACCGCCGCAACUCCCCCAUGGCCCAGACCCCGCCUUGUCACCUCCCCAAUAUCCCUGGCGUCACCAGCCCUGGCUCGGCCGGCGAGGAGCCCAAAGUGGACACCAACAACUUGAACCACCAGGAGGGGAAGCCAUCCAUGGGGGACGACGCUCAGUUCGAGAUGGAUAUCUGAGCGGGAACCACGGAGAGGCAGCAACUCCCCAGACCUGUGCACACCCCAUUCGGCUUAGCAGGAUCUGUCCCGCGGAGGCGGCAGUGGUCCCUGCCGGCGUCCCCCUCCCUGCCUGCCUCCCCUCCCUCUUUCUGGGGAGCACAGCUCUGUUCUCCCCACUUUGUGGGUGACCAGUCCCAGCAUGUGCCAGACAGAGCAUCCCUUCCAGAUCCGGCCCUGUUCCUCCUCCUCCACCCGCCGGCAGCCUGAUCUCUACCGGCCUUCUUUUUAAAACAUCCCUUUGCCUCUUCUGCCACCUCAUGCUCCCCCCCACAAAAGCACCCCUCCUGUUACCCCAAACCUCCCGUUGCCAGCAGCUUGGCGCUCUGGAGCUGCAUCACCCCCUUUGCCCCUUCUCCAGGAAAAUUUGGGCAGCCUCUCGGGAGGAGGGGGAAAGCGUUGCUCCUAAAACCGGGCUCCCACUUGCACCCCGGGGCGGGGUUUUUUUCAGUUCUCCCGGGACCUGCUGGCGUUCACGGAGGACAACAUUGGCAGCCUGGUCCCUUUGGUGCUCCGGGUGCCCGCAUCUCCUACCUGUAUUUCUUCCGUCUCGACCCUUCGACUGGGGCUGCGUCCCCAACCCGCCAGCCAGGACUCAGAGCGACAUAGCCAUAUGUUACAAAAAAAACCUUGCUUUUAUUUUUUUUGGUACUAAAAGGGGCACUUUACUGGCAA
This is a messenger RNA of Phalacrocorax carbo (great cormorant), 1109 nucleotides long. The record is from RefSeq and is a predicted model, not a curated record. NCBI's taxonomy places the organism in Eukaryota, Metazoa, Chordata, Aves, Suliformes, Phalacrocoracidae.